Aspergillus ibericus CBS 121593 is the source of this 1988-nucleotide messenger RNA. Its product is annotated as putative lysyl-tRNA synthetase. Gene Ontology annotation, cellular component: cytoplasm; mitochondrion. The transcript is spliced from 5 exons. Gene Ontology annotation, biological process: mitochondrial lysyl-tRNA aminoacylation. The record is from RefSeq and is a predicted model, not a curated record. Lineage: Eukaryota; Fungi; Ascomycota; Eurotiomycetes; Eurotiales; Aspergillaceae. Bases 28 to 1788 code for a protein of 586 amino acids. Gene Ontology annotation, molecular function: lysine-tRNA ligase activity; tRNA binding; ATP binding.
GUGAGUGCGUAGUCUUUUCUUCUCUCCAUGCAACCCAUUCGCCCAUUGAGGGCGUCAACGUUGAGGGUCGGAGGUCUGCUGUCUAGCACAGGACUUCCGAUCCCCCGUACAAAUCAGGCACAUGGCCAGUUUGCUCAAGUAAUCCAACACUCACACGCAUCUCUGGUGCAAACCAGGCAUAACACCGGUGGCGUCAGCGUCAAUGGCUAUCCGCGCAGAGUCUUCAAGAGGCGAGUGCAGCGGAUCGAAAAAGCCGUUACCGAGCCAUACCCUCGGCUUGAGUCCAGCGAGAAAACCUUGACCACUGGGGAAUUCCGUUCCCGCUACUAUCGUCUAGCAAAUAAUGAAACCCUAGAGAACCAGAAAGUCAUCCUCACUGGUAGGGUGCGUACCUUAAGACUUAUUGGGAGCAAUUUGAUAUUCUUCGAUCUUGUCCAAGGCGACGAUAAAGUCCAAAUCAUGUGCAAUCGCCGUCUCCUGGAGGAUGUCCCUCCGGCGACCUUCAAGCAGUUCUACCGUCUGCUCCGCCGUGGCGAUGCCUUCUCCGUAACGGGGGUUCCUACGAAGACGGAUAAAGGGGAGCUCACCCUUUUGGCGAGCGAAGUGCCUCGGCUUAUGUCGGCCUGUCUGCACGACAUUCCGCUUGAUGCCAAAGGACAGGAGAACUCGCCGUACCCCCGGCAUGUCCAGUUCCUUGCGGACCAGGAAAUGAAAUAUGUCCUCCGAGCCCGGUCGGCCAUCAUCCAGUACAUCCGCCAGUUCUUCCUGGACCGGGCGUUCAUGGAAGUCAACACUCCUAUCAUCGAAGCGGUUGCCGGCGGCGCCAUUGCGCGUCCAUUCCAUACCACAGCCACCGAGUUUCCCGAUCGUCAAUUGUCGUUACGGAUUGCGCCAGAACUUUGGUUGAAGCGCCUGGUGAUCGGAGGCUUCGACCGGGUAUUCGAGAUUGGGCCUUCGUUCCGCAAUGAAGGCCUCGACAAGACCCACAACCCCGAGUUCACCACCUGCGAAUUCUACCAGGCCUAUGCCAACUUGGAGGAUCUCAUGUCCACUACCGAACAGUUGCUUGGAGGACUGGCGGACCAUAUUCGUGAACUUCACGAAAAUUCCCCCUAUACGGAGAAAGACUCCUUGACGCCGUUCUGCCAAUAUGACUUUUCUGGGCCAUUCCGCCGAAUUGACUUCAUCCCCGCGAUUGAAAAGGAAAUCCAGGGCAAGCUCCCAGACCUCACGUCCCCGACUGCCUUGGAGGAGGUGAUCGAGAUCUUCCGUGACAUCGAACACCCUCUCCCCGACAAAGUCACUCUCCCGCGACUGCUGGAUGAGCUCUGCAGCAUCUACGUUGAACCGCAGUGCAUCAACCCGACCUUCAUCGUCAACCCGCCCGAGUGCCUGUCCCCGCUGUCCAAGACGUUCGUCCAUCCCACCACCGGCCAGCGCGUCGCGGCCCGCGGCGAGCUCUUUAUCGACGGACGUGAGAUGGUGAACACCUACGAGGAGGAGAACUCGCCGUUCGAGCAGCGUCGUAAAUUCGAGGAUCAGGUACGAUACAGCAAAGCGGCCAGUGAGUCGGAAAAGAUCGACGAGAGCUACCUGGAGGCGCUGGAAUGGGGUCUCCCUCCUACCGGUGGCUGGGGAUGUGGUAUCGACCGUCUCUGCAUGCUGUUCACGGGCAAGACCCGAAUCGGAGACAUCCUGCCAUUUGGCAAUCUGCGGAGAGUGAGCUCCCCCACGAUUGCGAUGCCUAUCAAUCAGGCCAUUGAAGACGAGGAAGAUUGGCCUGAGUGACCGGGCAUCUGGCUCGACACGUUGACGCGUCUUGCGCGGCUCUCCCAUUGGUCCGUGACGGAAGUGGAUUUUCGCGAUCUUGCAGUUAGAAUUGUAUGAGUUGUACAUUCACUGCAGCGCUGGAUGGCUGGUUGGACUAGAUAUAGUGGUCCGAGUGAUGCAGCUUGGCUGCCUGUACAUUAUCAUGAUUAGUUACCAAU